Sphenostylis stenocarpa is the source of this 1575-nucleotide messenger RNA. The record is from the annotation of a GenBank genome assembly. Lineage: Eukaryota; Viridiplantae; Streptophyta; Magnoliopsida; Fabales; Fabaceae.
AUGCCUUUGCCACCGGCGGCGGUGACGACAUCGACUGUUCCUGCACCACCUCUACCCCUUCCAUUCACCACGGAACCAACCUUGGCAACGCCGUGGAGCCCCGCGCUGCCGUUAUCGGAGCCGGAAGUGAAUUUGCCGGUGGCUGUGGAUUUUCGGAAGGCUUCAACGUUCCACGUGUCUAAUGGGCUCAUUGUUGGGCUUGUAGUUGGAGCAAUCGUUUUCGUGUUUGUUUUCAGUGUUGGAUUAGUUCUAUGCAGGAAUAGGAAGAAAAACAAACAGAAGAAUCUAUGCACGGGUCGCUCUAAGGAAUCACCACCCUCUUUUAAAUCCAAGGGAUCUCAAGUUAUUCGAGUGCCACCACAUCUUACAGAAGACAGUGGAACUUCUGGUUCUUUUAAUUCAGUCUCUGUGAAAGCAAUUCCAAACCAUGCUCCAAGGGCAACCUUUGGUCCCGUGAAUGGUGGUUUCACGUAUGAUGAAAUAUUGGUGGCCACUAACUGUUUCUCUGAGUCCAACCUUCUUGGAGAAGGUGGCUUUGGCUAUGUGUACAAAGGAGUUCUCCCAUGUGGAAAACAAAUUGCGGUUAAGCAGUUAAAAUCAGGAAGCCAACAAGGAGAGAGAGAAUUUCAAGCUGAGGUUGAGACAAUUAGCCGAGUGCAUCAUAAACAUCUUGUUGAAUUGGUUGGAUACUGCGUUACUGGGGCAGAGAGAAUGCUUGUUUAUGAAUUUGUUCCAAAUAACACAUUGGAAUUUCACUUGCAUGGGGAGGGGGGGAUCUUCUUAGGAUGGACAACGAGAAUUAAAAUUGCCCUCGGAUCUGCAAAAGGGCUGGCAUAUCUUCAUGAAGAUUGUAAUCCAGCAAUUAUUCACCGUGAUAUCAAAGCAUCUAAUAUUCUUCUUGAUUUUAAGUUUGAACCCAAGGUUUCUGACUUUGGCUUGGCAAAAAUCUUACCAGACACCGAUGGUUGCAUUAGUCACCUCACUACCCGAGUGAUGGGAACCUUUGGAUAUCUGGCUCCAGAGUACGCAUCAAGUGGUAAAUUGACAGAUAAAUCAGAUGUAUAUUCCUACGGCGUCAUGCUUUUAGAACUUAUAACCGGUCGUCCACCAAUCACUGCAGCAGGAUUAAGGAAUGAGAGCUUGGUUGACUGGGCUAGGCCAUUGCUUGCUCAAGCACUACAAGAUGAUGACUUCGACAACCUUGUUGAUCCAAGGUUGCAGAAAAAUUUCGAUUCUGAUGAGAUGGUUAGACUCGUUACGUGUGCAGCUGCUUGUGUGCGCCAUUCAUCCAGACUUCGACCUCGUAUGAGCCAAAUUGUUGGAGCCUUAGAGGGAGUGGUUUCUCUAACCGACCUUGUUGGAGAUGUUACACCGGGGCAUACCACAAUAUACAAUUGGUCAAAUUAUUUAGGUUAUGAUGCCAACCAAUACCAGCAGAACAUGAGAAGUUUUAACUUGGCAUUAUCAUCUCAGAAAUACAGCUCCAAUGGGUACAGUGAAACCACCAGUGCUUAUGGUCUUCACUCAUCAGGUUCAAGUAGUGAGACUCACCAAUCAUUCCGAGACAUAUUAUAG